UUUUGUUGAUUUGUUGUUUAGUUAGUUUUAGGUUAUAUUCGAUAAGUUAGUCCUAAUUUCUAAUUUUCCAUUAAAUAAAGUCAUGGCUGACCCGGGGAAGAGUAGUCACAACCCGUUGGUUCUUAAAAGUAAAUCACUUCAGUGUAAAGAUUUACACGAUUACUUAAAAACCUUGCCCAAAGAGGUUUUAGAAAGACUUUACAAUCACCCAACAACUUGUUUGGCUGUCUACCGGGAACUUCCUGCCAUAGCCAAACAUUAUGUCAUCAGAUUACUAUUUGUUGAGCAGCCUGUCCCUCAAGCUGUUAUCGCUUCUUGGGUGUCUCAAGCUUAUGCCAAAGAUCACAACGAGGUGACUAAGGUGUUGUGUGAGUUGCGGAUUUGGCAAGAAGCGUCAAUACCGGGCGGAUUAGCUGGAUGGUCCCUUAAUCCUACAUUCAAGAAGAACACCAAGAUUGCUCUUAAUGGAGGAGGCAAGCCUUGGACAUUGUCGACGCAGCUUGAGACAGACCCCAAAUACCGAGACAUUGGCUACCUAGACAAGUACGCUCUAGAGAGGUGGGAGUGUGUGCUGCACUACAUGGUCGGCUCACAACAGCAGGAGGGCAUCUCAGCAGACGCUGUCAGGAUACUGUUGCACGCUGGUCUCAUGAAGAGAGAUGAAGAUGAUGGUAGUCCAGUCAUCACUAGGGAAGGAUUCCAGUUUCUUCUGUUGGACACCCCCGCUCAAGUGUGGUACUUUAUACUUCAGUAUUUGGACACGGUCGAGUCUCGUGGUCUCGAUCUCGUAGAAUGUCUCACUUUUCUCUUCCAGCUCAGUUUCAGCACAUUGGGAAAGGACUACAGCACGGAAGGUAUGAGUGAAGGGCUUCUGAUGUUUCUUCAACAUCUACGAGAAUUUGGGCUGGUUUACCAACGAAAGAGGAAAGAAAAGAGGUUUUACCCCACGAGACUGGCUUUAAACAUGGCUUCAGGACAGACUGGUUCGCCUACAGACCUUCAGAAGGAAGGCUACAUCAUAGUGGAGACCAACUAUAGAGUGUAUGCCUACACAGACUCCAAUCUGCAGGUCGCUCUGCUAGCUCUGUUCUGUGAAAUGCUCUACAGGUUUCCCAACCUGGCUGUCGGCAUCCUCACCAGAGACUCAGUCAGAAUGGCUCUCAGGAGUGGUAUCACUGCCCAACAGAUGAUCGGGUUCCUGAGGCUGCAUGCUCACCCCCGCAUGUUAGUCGCAGGUCCUCCAGUUCUUCCUCCUACAGUCGUAGAUCAGAUUCAACUGUGGGAGAAUGAACGCGACAGGUUCAUUUUCACGGAGGGAGUCUUGUACAGUCAGUUCCUGUCACAAGCAGACUUUGACAUUCUACGAGACUACGCCCAGGACCUUGGUGUGCUCACUUGGCAGAACGACAGGAGAAGAACUAUGGUGGUAACUAAACAAGGACACGAUGAAGUAAAAAAGUUUUGGAAGCGUCAUUCAAAAGGGAGCAAUUAAAGUAGUAAAGUAGUUGUAAUAUUUGUUAUGUAAUUUGUAAAUAUAUUUGUUAGGCUAUUUGUAAACUUUUUAAAUAAAUAUUUAGUUUUCCAAAACUAUGUGUGGCCAUCUGGUCUUUUGGUGGAUGUAAUCACAUUAUUAUUCAAGUUGGAAACGGGCACUUUGUUGAACCUUAAAUUUUAUCAGAGGACACAGCUUACAGCGAAUAACAGGCCCAAGAGCCAGCUUUGAUGAAAGCAAACAUCACCUAAGUCAUUAUUAACUAAUAUAAUGGUUUUAAAUACCAUCAGUCACCAGUUCAAAUAAGUCGGCUGUUGCAACCUAGGUUUCGGCACGAAGUUGUACCAUCAUCAGGCGGGCAAGUUAUGAGUCUUCAGUCCAAUUGACGUCGUUGGGUUAAAACAAAUAACAGUUCACGACAUACAGCACAAACACACACACGAACACAUAUAACGAAUGAUGAUGAUAGAUGAGAACGUUUCCAUUCUCAGCUAUUGUAAGAAAGGAUUUUUAUUGGACACGUUAGAAGAGUUCCAUAUCUACAAAUCGUUAAAAGUAGAUGCCGACAACCUACUAAACAACCAAAUCCACCACAGCUCCAAUUUAAUUUUUAACAAAAUAAUUGAAACCCAAGCAACACUAACGCAUCCUAUUAGACAUGGCUCAAAACAAUCCCGAGGACAAAGGUCAGAUAGACCACUUGAUCGUUCCAGUUAGUUGUGGCUUAGAUGUCACCCGUCGCGGCCGGUGAACUUACAAAAAUGUCGUCCUUCUGUAAAUACCAGUUAAUUCGUUAUAUGUGUUCGUGUGCGUGUUUAUGCUGUAUGUCGUGUUAUUUGUUUUAACCCAACGACGUCCAUUGGACUGAAGACUCAAAACUGGCCCGCCUGAUGAUGGUACAACUUCGUGCCAAAACCUAGGUUGCAACAGCCGACUUAUUUGAACUGGAGACUGAAGGUAUUUAAAACCGUUAUAUUAGUUACUAUAACCAGUUCAGGGGCAAUUCUACAUCUUAUGAUGUCGAAAUUAAGUCAUUAUUACUGUGGAAUUAUUAACAUUCAAUCAUGAAAAUUAACUGAUGGCAAAAACCUUUAAUUUUUUCAAAGACAUCCAGGCUGAAAUAUUGGCAACUUUUCCAACACAUUGUAUGGUUUAGUACACUGUUUCCGCUUUACUCUUUAUUUACUGUGCUAUAUUGUAA
This is a messenger RNA of Macrosteles quadrilineatus (aster leafhopper), 2693 nucleotides long. RefSeq names its product general transcription factor IIH subunit 4 (gene mrn). Gene Ontology annotation, cellular component: transcription factor TFIIH holo complex; transcription factor TFIIH core complex. The record is from RefSeq and is a predicted model, not a curated record. Gene Ontology annotation, biological process: nucleotide-excision repair. Gene Ontology annotation, molecular function: double-stranded DNA binding; ATPase activator activity. Lineage: Eukaryota; Metazoa; Arthropoda; Insecta; Hemiptera; Cicadellidae. The transcript is spliced from 10 exons. Bases 83 to 1492 code for a protein of 469 amino acids.